Messenger RNA from Aptenodytes forsteri (emperor penguin), 2420 nucleotides. Its product is annotated as sodium/nucleoside cotransporter 1. Gene Ontology annotation, cellular component: membrane. Gene Ontology annotation, biological process: nucleoside transmembrane transport. The transcript is spliced from 17 exons. NCBI's taxonomy places the organism in Eukaryota, Metazoa, Chordata, Aves, Sphenisciformes, Spheniscidae. The record is from RefSeq and is a predicted model, not a curated record. Bases 1 to 1986 code for a protein of 661 amino acids. Gene Ontology annotation, molecular function: nucleoside:sodium symporter activity.
AUGGAAGAAAACCAGAUAACCCUGGACAACCUUGAGAAGGGCGCAGAUAACCCAGCUUUCAGCUCCGUGGGGGAGGAGCGACUCUAUGAGGAAUGUGAUGGUCCAUGUGGUGAGAGCAAAGAGGAAAAGAGAGGAGAAGGGAAAGGGAGAUUCUCCUCCUACUGCAGGAAGGCCCUGCAGCCGGCAUCCAAGGCAAAGCGCUUCUGCAAGGCUCAUGUCAAGGUGUUGAAAAGGGUCCUCCUGGGGCUCCUUGGAGUAGCCUACCUGUGCUACUUUAUUGCGGCCUGUUGGCUCAACUUCCAGCGAGCCCUUGCCUUGGUUAUCAUGACUGCUGUGGUUGUCUUCUUCAUCUGCUGGAGCCUCUUCAAGAAGCACUGUGGGGCAAAGGUAUUGCUGCUCCUCCGCCCCGUUUGGAAAGGCUUCCAAAAGGUCUGGCCGUGGCUGAAAUGGCUGCUGGUGGUGGGCCACCUGGGAGGCCUGAUCACAUGGCUGGCUUUGGACAACUCCAGAAAUCCAGAGCAGCUCAUCUCAUUAGCUGGCUUCUGCUUUUUGGUGCUGUUCCUGUUUGCCUGCUCCAAGCACCACGGCGCAGUGUCCUGGAGAGCAGUUUCCUGGGGUAUUGCCUUGGAGUUCUUAUUUGGACUCUUAGUCCUCCGAACAACCCCCGGCGUCCAAGCUUUCCAGUGGCUGGGUGACCAGAUCCAGUUAUUCCUGGGCUACACCACAGCUGGCUCCAGCUUCGUCUUUGGGGAAAAGCUCACUGAAGAAGUCUUUGCCUUUCAGACGCUGCCCAUUGUUGUUUUCUUCAGUUGUGUGAUGUCCAUCCUCUACUACCUCGGUGUCAUGCAGUGGCUCAUUGUCAAGAUCUCCUGGCUGCUUCAGGUCUCGAUGGGCACCACUCCCGCUGAGACCCUGAGUGUGGCAGGGAACAUUUUUGUGGGACAGACUGAAGCCCCGCUGCUCAUCCGCCCGUACCUUGCAGACAUGACCCGUUCAGAAAUCCACGCUGUGAUGACUGGUGGCUUUUCCACCAUUGCAGGCAGUGUGAUGGGUGCCUACAUAUCCUUUGGGAUAGAUGCGGCAUCACUGAUCGCAGCCUCCGUGAUGGCUGCGCCCUGUGCCCUCGCCAUGUCCAAACUCGUCUACCCUGAAGUGGAAGAGUCCAAGUUCAAGGGCAAAGCGAGCAUCCGCCUCUCCAGUGGGGAAGAGCAGAACAUCCUGGAAGCUGCGAGCAACGGGGCUGCCGCCUCCGUGGGGCUCGUGGCCAACAUAGCGGCCAACCUCAUUGCCUUCCUGGCGGUGCUGGAGUUCAUCAAUUCUGCCCUUCGCUGGUUCGGAGAGAUGGUAGACAUCAAGGGCCUCUCCUUCCAGGUGAUCUGCUCCUACGUCCUCAUGCCCGUGGCCUUUCUCAUGGGGGCUGACUGGGCAGACUCACCGCUGGUGGCCGAGCUCUUGGGCAUCAAGAUCUUCCUGAACGAGUUUGUGGCGUACCAGCAGCUGUCCACGUACAAGAAGAACCGUCUGUCAGGCCUGGAGGAGUGGGAUGGGAGCCGGAAGCAGUGGAUAUCUGAACGAGCCGAGAGCAUCACCACCUUUGCACUCUGCGGAUUCGCCAACCUCAGUUCCAUCGGGAUCAUGCUGGGAGGCCUAGCCUCCAUGGUACCCGAGCGCAAGGGCGACUUGGCCUCCGUCGUGCUGCGAGCCCUGCUCACUGGCAUCUGCGUCUCCAUGCUCAACGCCUGCCUGGCAGGUCUCCUUCAUGUGCCAACGGAGGUGGGCGACUGCGUGACCUUCCUCGGCACCGCCAACUUCAGCUCUACCAGCUACACGAUGUACAUGUGCUGCAAGCAGCUCUUUGCCAGCUCGGUGCUCGAGAACGGGACGCUCUCCUUCACGGGAGCCUGGGCCGGCGCGGCGGAAAGCAUGCUGUGCCUGACGCAGUGCUGCGGGCACUACAACCACACGUCCUGCGCGGGGACAACCUAGAAACGUGCAGGCAGCUGCCCGCUCCGGGGGCGAGGGCCUGGGAGCACCAGGGUCUGCAAGGCCUGGCCCCAAAGGUAGAAAAAACCCCGCAGAGACCUGUGCGUUUUGUCUCCUCCGCUCCAGUGAUGAUGGACAGCCGCGUGCACCUUGCAACCAGUACCCUUAGGUGCUGGCCCCGCGGACACAAGGGAACUGCUCCCAAAUAAAUCAUGGAAAUCCCUGUGUGCUUGCCCUCAGCCCCUCUCUGGCCCCUGACCGCGGCUGUCCCACAAGGCGUGAGAUGCUUUGCUUAGGCUGCACCCCGCAACCGCAGCUGCCGUAGCUGGCAUUUGCUACAGACCUCGCAAGCCGAACCUCCGCCAGGUGCCAGCUUUAGAGUCUGGCCCCGGCCACCCUCUUCUCCCCCGCGGGGUGCGGAUGGGGGUAAAGCCAUU